Molecule: messenger RNA, 3587 nt
Organism: Hirundo rustica (Barn swallow)
Lineage: Eukaryota; Metazoa; Chordata; Aves; Passeriformes; Hirundinidae
Product: peptidase inhibitor 16-like
Exons: 6
Coding region: 5-2410 (801 amino acids)
Cellular component (GO): extracellular region
Source: RefSeq, a predicted model, not a curated record
CCUGAUGCUCUCAGUGCUGGAGCUGAGCUGGUCCCUGAGUGAUGAAGAAAAGAAGAUCAUCUUGGAUGAGCAUAAUAAAUAUCGCUCCCAGGUCUCUCCUCCUGCCAAGGCUAUGAUGAAGAUGACCUGGGACAAGGAGCUGGAGGCCCUUGCUCAAUCCUAUGCAGAGAAGUGCAUCUGGGACCACAACAAGGAGAGGGGCCGACGGGGAGAAAACCUCUUUGCUAUGGCCCCAACCCUGGAACUAGAAUUCGCCGUUGAAGACUGGAACGGGGAGGAGAAAUUCUACAACUUUACGACAUCCACAUGUGUCCCCGGGCAGAUGUGUGGCCACUACACCCAGGUGGUCUGGUCAAACACACAUCAGAUCGGCUGCGGGGCACAUUUUUGUGAGAAGAUCGAGGGAAUCGAAACAGAGAACAUGCACCUGCUUGUUUGCAACUAUUAUCCCCCGGGUAACAUGAAAGGGAAAAAGCCCUACAUGGAAGGACCCUCGUGUGAAAGGUGUCCCACGGGCACAGUCUGUGAGAACAACCUGUGUGAACUCGUUGUAGAAGAGACCACUCCGGCCUCUGUGACAACAAAGGCAAGGCCAUCCACCCCAGCCACAGCCAAACCAGAGCCCACAGCCAAACCAGAGCCCACAGCUAAACCAGAACCCACAGCUAAACCAGAGCCCACAGCCAAACCAGAGCCCACAGCUAAACCAGAGCCCACAGCCUCAGCCAAACCAGAGCCCACAGCCAAACCAGAGCCCACAGCACCAGUUCAGACCACAGAGGAACCAGAACCCACACCAGUGUCCACCACAGCUGAAUCAGAACCCACACCAUUACACACCACAGCAAAACCUGACCCCACAGAAGCAUCCACCACAGCCAAACCAGAACACACAAAACCAGUGUCUGCCACAGCCAAGCCAAAACCUACAACCACGCUUCCACCCACAGUGACAGUCCCAGCCACAGCCAAGCCCAAACCCCCAGCACAGGCACCCUUCAGCACAGCCAAGCCAAAACCUGCCAGCACGCUCCCAGCAACAGCCCCAGCCAGGCCUAAACCCACGAGACCAGCAGCCACCACAGCCAUGGCCAAGCCAAAACCCACCGUGCCAGCAGCCACCAGCACUGCAGCCCAGCCAAAGCCCACCACAACUGUGGCCAAACCAACACCCACCACACCAAAACCCACCCUAACAACCACUGCCACUAAGCCAACAACCACCACCAGGACAACAGCCGUCUCCCUGAAACCCAACACAACAAACACUGCCACCAAACCGACAGCCUCCACAACCACCACCAAACCAACACCCACCACACCAAACCCCACCACCAAACCAACAACCUCCAUAACCACCACCACCACCAAACUAACACCCACCACCAAACCAACAACCUCCAUAACCACCACCACCACCAAACUAACACCCACCACCACCACCACCAAACCAACACCCACCACCAAACCAACAACCUCCAUAACCACCACCACCACCAUCAAACCAACACCUACCACAACCACCAAACCAACACCCACCACCACCAAACCAACACCCACCACCACCAAACCAACACCCACCACCACCAAACCAACACCCACCACACCAAGCCCCACCACAACCACCCCUACAGCCAAGCCAAAACCAACCACAACUAUGGUCAAGCCAACAGCCACCACACCAAAACCCACCCCAACUGUAGCUAGGACAAAACUUGCUACAGCCACAGCCAAACCAACACCCACCACACCAACAUCUACCACCACUACAGCCAAGCCAACACCGGCUGCUACCAUGCUAGCACCGGCCACAACAGCAAAGACACAACUGAAAACUGCCACAGCCACAAAGCCAGAACCAGAAAGACCUGAUCCUACUGAGGGAACCUGGAUCACUCUUUCCUUUGAGCCCUUCUUAGACCAAGAUUAUGAAGUAUCUCCAGAGGCAGACACUGGAGAGCCUUUUAGCUCCUUCACUACAGAGGAUCCAGCCUUAUUAGAAAGCAUUGGCACAGCCUUCAGCCCCAGAUCAGUCCCAGAAAGAAAGAAAGGUGUCAAAGAGGAUGAGAAAGAGGAAUCAGCCUUUUCUAGUCCAUCUCCAUCCCUCAGCCAAGCUGUUCCAGAGAUGAAGUUAGCUUUCAAUAGACCUGAGCUCAUAACCCCCUCCAAGUCAGUGGUCCUCAGCCCUGAAGAGCCCACGUUCUUGCGCUUAACAUCAUCCUCCAAAGACAAAAAAGUGCCAAGCCCCCAUUUCCAGACCUCCCUCUCAGGUGCCCUGGACACAGAAGAACUGGAGACAAACUCGGACCAGACAAGUGUGGAUCCACCCAAAGGUGGAGCCCCCAGGACCUGCUUGGGGCUUUCGCUCUUCCUCCUCCCCAGCGCCAUCCUGCUGGGCCUUCUGCUCUGAGGGGUUUUCCUCAGCUGCCCCUGCACCCCUCAGCAAGGCUUUUGUCAGUGCUGGUUGUUGCACAGCCCUGGUAGGCUCAGGACACUCCUUGGACAAUUCACACGCUCCCUCCUUACGCUGCCUUCUCUGCCGCAGAGCCAAGGGCAGCCGGCAGUCCCGGGGAACUUUGUCCCCUUCCUGAGGAGACCUGAGGGCAGGAGUUUGCCAUAACCUUGGACGCUUCUCCUUUUUCCUGGCUUCUGUUCCAUUUCCAGGCUGGAAGUGUUGAGCUCUCCCACCCACCUGCCCGUGUGGCUGGCAGGCCCCGCCACAGCGUGACCCCGGGGACAGCAGGGUGACGUGGGGACAAGGAGACAUUGGUGGCUUUGGUGUUUGUAAAUGAGACAUGGUGGUUGGCUUUGGUGUUUUUUUUCAGCAAAAAUGCUCUUUUCCUUCCCAGUGUGUUCAUCUCAAUUUUGGACAAGUUUUACCUCUUUCCCUUCUUGUCCAAAAAAAAAAAAAAGUGGCUUUUUUGAGGAUUUCUGUUUCUUCCUGGUCCUGGUGUAGCUCUGGCCAGUACUCCCCAGCUGUUCCCCCCUCUCCUCCUCCCACUCUGCAUCCUUUGCCUCCUCCAAUGCCAAAGAUUUAUUUUACGCGUGUGCCUGCACCUGUGUGCACGCACAGAAGAGAAACCUUCAGAGCUGAGAGAGGCCACCAGCUCCUUCAUGUAGCUUUUCCCUGCAUGGCUCCAUUCUUUGCAUCCCUUCAGUGUAUUUGAAUUUAGAGACAGAUUCCUCUUGGCGUGUAACUUGUGUGUUGGGGGUCAAGGAGAACAAGUCCCCAGGUGUGUUGGUACAGUCAGAGCCCCAGAGAUACGAGUGACAUUCUCAGAAGUUAUUGGUGGCUCCUGGGCUUGUUGCAGGACCACUGGCAUUGUCUGGGCCACUGUGUUCUGUUACCCCCUGUCCCUCCUCCCUUCACCUGAGGAUGCCCAGUCAGGUGUGUUAAAUAUGUGACAAGUUUUGCAGACAGGUGGGAGGGAGGUUAACGGGGAGAUACAGCUCCUUCUCUGUCAUUGCGACCUCUCAUUUCUUACAGAUGAGGUGGAGGAUGAUCUGAAGGCCAUUAUUCAGAUCCUCCACUGCUGCUCUGUCCUGUGCAUCCCCAGAGCAUGCACUGAAUAAAUCCUGUUGUAAAA